Molecule: messenger RNA, 1194 nt
Organism: Rhopalosiphum maidis (corn leaf aphid)
Lineage: Eukaryota; Metazoa; Arthropoda; Insecta; Hemiptera; Aphididae
Exons: 2
Coding region: 196-672 (158 amino acids)
Source: RefSeq, a predicted model, not a curated record
CAAAACUCUAACGCGCGCACGCAUGCACGCGCGCCUCUCGCUAACCCACAUAAUAUCCGUCCUCGGCUCACAAUUAAUCGUAGUAGUGUAUUCUGCUGCUUCCGAGACGUACAUACGUGUGUGUGUUUAAAUAACAUUCGAGACUGCACAACGACAGUUUUCAUUUUUUCAUCUCUCGUCUUAACAAUCGAAGUAAUGGCAAAGUUCGCGAUCAAAGCCCUCGUCGUCACCGCACUGGUGUGCCUCGUUUUUGACUUGGCCGCGUCCGAUAACAGUCACCAGCAUCAGCAAAACGAGGACUUGCACCAGCAGACGAUCGGGCACGUCGAAAAGGACACAUUUGCGGAGACCACACCUACGCCUAGCACGUUCAAGGACAAGGUCAAGGGAUUCGUGAGCAGCGUCAAAGAAGGAGCGUCGGAAGCGCUCGACAAACUGGACGACAAACGCAAGGAGGCGGUUGCCGGCACCAAGAAGUUCGUGAACGGCGCCAUCGACAAAAUCAAGCACACGUACGACUCGUACAAGAACGGCAACUCUGAAGAGGACGUGCCCAGGAUUCCGGAAUCGUCGGAAGAGCAUGUCAAAAACGUCGCCGAUAAGGCCAAGGACGCCAAGGACGCUAUUAUCGACAAGACCCAGAACUUCAUGAAAACCGAAAAGUUCAACUGAUGAUCCGUUAUAUACGACACAUCAGCUCUCCAAUCACACUAUACAUACAUUAUAAUUAUAAUAUAUCAUAUUAUCGUACAAUAAUAUUAUUAUUUUUUUAUUACUUUUUUUUCAUGUAUUGAUAACAGUAACAUAUUAUGUUGUGAGCUUCCUCGAGAAUCCGUGACAAUAUGUUUUGUCCGUCGACAGCGCCCAAACUCGCGUUACAAUAAUAUAAUGAUGAUUAGACAUCUAGACAAUAACAUCGUCUUGUAAUUAUAUGUAUAAUUUAUUAUGUGUAACGCGUUCUGUGGUGGACUGUUUUCCAUUUUCACCUGUAUAACUUCCAUUACAUUUAAACGCAUUAUAAUAUUAGUAUGAUAGGCAUAAGCCUUAUUAUUGUUAAUAUUGUCAAUUUAUUAUCAAUAUUAACAUUACUCUUUAUUUUGUGUUAAACGAUACUGAUUAUUACUAUAAACGUCAGAUUUUAUUUAAUUUUGCAUUAUUUUUCAAACAAAUAUAUAUAAGUAUAUGUUUCUAUUU